CAAUUGCUUGAAAGAAGUACAAAAUCGAUCGAGCUCGCAUGAACAUUAAAUUGAAUUAAUUACAACACGAAUUAAAAAAUCGAGCAAACAAAAAUGAGCGAAAAUGUGAAGAAUAAAAUCGACGACAUCGACAACAUCGUCGCGGACAUGAGCAACCUCUGCAUGAACGAACUCUACUCGGACGUGGUGUUUUUCGUGGAGGAUCAGCGGCUGCCUGGCCACCGCAACAUUCUGGCGGCGCGCAGUGAGUACUUUCGCGCCAUGCUCUAUGCCGUCAUGGUCGAGUAUAAGGAACAGGAAGUUUGGCUGGAUGUGCCGCUCAAAGCCUUCAAGCUAAUCCUGAGCUAUAUGUAGGGCACG
This is a messenger RNA of Drosophila obscura, 360 nucleotides long. Its product is annotated as BTB/POZ domain-containing protein 9-like. Gene Ontology annotation, molecular function: protein binding. Bases 94 to 354 code for a protein of 86 amino acids. The transcript is spliced from 2 exons. Lineage: Eukaryota; Metazoa; Arthropoda; Insecta; Diptera; Drosophilidae. The record is from RefSeq and is a predicted model, not a curated record. Gene Ontology annotation, biological process: adult locomotory behavior; modulation of chemical synaptic transmission; circadian behavior.